Molecule: messenger RNA, 3955 nt
Organism: Cydia amplana
Lineage: Eukaryota; Metazoa; Arthropoda; Insecta; Lepidoptera; Tortricidae
Exons: 10
Coding region: 215-3955 (1246 amino acids)
Source: RefSeq, a predicted model, not a curated record
UCAUUUGUUGAAAAUGGAGGCGUGAAGGAAGGCUUUUUGUCGGAAAACUCGGAUUUCAUGUUAGCGGUUGUGGGGAUAUCCAUGUGAGUAGAAGCAUUUUGAUAUAUCCAUAGUCUUCGGCGACUCAUAAAACGUAAGACUUCUGUGUUAAAAUACCAUUCAAAGUUGUGUUAGCUUUGAAAUUCAAGGGAGAGACUAUCGGUAGGUAUAGUUCAUGGUUUUACCAUGCUCGAUUCAAGUAUCAGAUUUCGAUAUGGCUGGGACUAAAAUUAACACGAAGGCACGAAAAGAUGAUAGGACCAAAGGAAAUAAAACUUUAAACAGUAAUACUGAAGACACUGAAGAUCAUGACUUUUCUUUGCUAAGAAAACCUGUGUUAACCAGUAUCACAGGAUUUGCUCAAGCAAGGAAAAUAUUUGAUUUCGCUACAGAAGAAUUAAAGAGUCUUCUAGCCAAUGAAUGUGAUUUACUAUAUGAGUGCAAAGUAUGUCGCAAUAUAUUCCGAAGUUUGGCGAAUUUCAUAUCUCACAAACGCGUUUACUGUAAAGAGAAAUUUAACUCAUCAGUUCACAGUCAUUUUUCCAAAAAUAAUUCAGCAGCAAAUGAAAUGUUAAAAAUAAAGCAGGUGGAAGAAGCUUAUCAAGAUUCCUUGAAAGUUACCGACUUGGUGUCCGAUGAGAAUGAAGACCGGAUUCCUCUUACAAAAGACUUGACCGGAAUAAUGGAAAAACUUACAAAAAUCAAGGGCAGAUACAGUUUUGAUGAACAGCAAGUAACAUUACAGAAAAUACCAAACAGUUCUGUAGCAGUCUUUCAGAGUCAUUACGAAGAGAACAAAUAUGACAAUAUGCUUGCUCAAGUCCAGGAAAUAGACAACAUAAUAUCAAGAGACAAUGCAGUCCUACAACGUGACGGGUCAUUCAAUGUGCAAAGUUCACUGAAUGCUGACAAGACCGAAGACUCGGACAAUGUCAUACAAAUUAGUGAUGACGAGGAUAGUGAUGAGGACGGCGUGCCGAAAUGCAAGAUAUGCGACAUGCAGUUCUCUACGCAGAAGACCCUGAAGUUCCACAUGAAGUACAAGCACCUGGAGAACCGGCUGGUGUUCCCGUGUCCUGAUUGUCUUGAGAUAUUCUCCACCUCAUGGAGCGUUUACCGACAUCUUUUCAAAGUACACAGAAAAUCAGCAGCACAGAUCAGAAGGCUGAGAGAUGCCAUCCAAGCGAAAGCUUUUAGGAUGAACAACCCUCCGGCUUUUUAUGAGAAAAAGAAGAAUUCCAAACCGAUUACACCGCAAAAGAUUUCUGAAGAAGAGAGAUUAGAUCAGGAGAAUCAGGCAUGGAUGGACAACAUGGAGGGCGACGGCGAGUUGCCUCGCUGCGGCGGGUGCGGGCGCACGUUCGAGCGCCGCGCCGCGCUCGCCGCGCACACGCACACCUGCCAGCCGCGCUGCCGCGCCCUGGCGCGCCGGCCCGACGCCAAGCGCAUCGAGAUACAGAUCCGCAAGGACUACCACAAGGGGCCCACCGGCAACCCGCUCAAGGACACGGAAAACAAACAAACCGACGAGGAAAAUCAAAAUUUGGCUAAAGCACCGGAGAAUGACGCGGAAUCUACUGAGAAAACUCCCGUUCCGGUUGAAAAGGAUGUUGAAACGGAGGAAAAAGGCACCGACCCAAUUCCCAACCGGAUUGUGAAAGACGGUGAAACCGAAGUUAUACCUACACAAAAGAAGCCCGAAGCCCGUGAAAAUGUCCUGGAAGAAGCCACUAUGGAUAUAAUCGAUGACAGAUCCAGUGACAGCAUAGAGUCCCCUGAAAAAAUAGUCAAACCGCAGACGGAAAAGAAGACCAAGCUCAGACUUCCAUUCGCGCAUCAAGCUGAGAAAAGUAACCUGGCCGCUUUCAAGCAAAGAUUGCGAGGGGACGUGGAUAUGGAUAAGCUACUCUGUAAGAAAUGUGACGCAAAGCACACGCGAGCACAAGAGUUACACGAGCACAUGGCCGGCCACUACAAAUGGAUGCGCUACGCUUGCAAACUAUGCAACUUCAAGAACUAUGACUUCGAAAAACUGCCCGAGCACGUGAAAGUUGUUCAUAAACUGAAAGGCGAUUCAGAUUUCUACUUCAGCACAGUGAAGGCGCUCGACGGUCCCGAGGCUACAGAGCUGGCGGAGCCGGUCGAGGAAAGUGAUGUGCAUGAAGAUGGUGCGGAGUGGCGGCGGCCGAGCCGGUGCUCGAGCGACGACAGCUCGUCGAGCAGCACGCGCGAGGUGGGCGCCCGGAAACGGAAGAUGUACCACAAUAGGAGUGGUGGCAAGAAGAGGAAGGAGAAUGGUGAAUCAGACAAUAUCAAGGAGGAAGGUACAGACAGUACAAAUAACAUCGAGGGUAGUGAAUCACCGUCAAAUGUUAAAGCGUUUGAAGAAAAUUCGUCUGACAUAGACGACCUUGAAGAGAAACUCGCAAAGCAGGCCAACAAAGGACAAACUUCUGCCUAUGUGUCGCGGAGACCUGUCCGUAACAAGACUAAACCAAAGAAUAAAGACUUUGAAUACGAUUUAUCAAACCUCUUGAAAAUGGAAGCGCAAGGUUACAGGGACUCUCAGAUUGUCACACCAGUAAAGCCCAUACAAACCAAGAAAAAGCUACUACAAGAACUACAAAGUAAUUACGAUAAUAUAAAUAAAGAACAUGUUGGUGCUUUAGCGUUGCUCUCAAAGAAAGCAGUUGAUAGGGCUGCAGCUGAAUUGAAAACUACUAACUUCGGCCCUCCAAUAUUUAAUGUUCAAAAGGAGUUUAGACUCUCCAAUGUAUUUGCCAGACCCAUGAUACCUAAAGGGUCGAGAGGAGACAAAAUAUCGCCGAGAAAGGACAUAACGGAAGACACAGUAAAAGAUGGUCCAAGCUUAAAUAAAAUGCCGAAAAUACAGGACACUUUCUCUGUUAAAGAUUUAAAAAGUAACAAGAUAGCCGAAGAGUUGACAAAUAACAGCAAAGCAGAUGCUAAAUCAUCCAUAAGCAUACCUAACGACAAACCUAGUAUUGAUAAUGAACAACCUGUUAACUCUGAACAAAAUGAAAGCGUAAAAGCAGUUAAUAUACCCGCAGUAAACAUUCCUAUAAAAUUCCGCCGACAAAGUUUGGAAGUCAUGAAGAAUCCUAUUAUAAACAAAAACAUUUCAGACUUCUCCAAAGCAGGAAUGAAAACUAAAAUUCUCCUCAUAAAACCUAUCAAUAGGAACAAAGAUGGAGUUUCUGUUACUACUCCACUGAAGUUUCAAACUAUAAAAUUAAAGGAGCAAAAUAAGGGUACAACUUCCAAUGAAGAAAAUUCUAAUGACCAAAUAGUUGUGGUAAAGGUUCCCAAAGUUGAACGAAGUAUUUCACGGAAUGUACCUGAUAACAAUGUGAACAAUAGUAAAAUAAUAGUUCAGGCUCUUAGACCAGAGACUGCAAAUGACACGGAAGCUAAAAUAUCCUGCCCUGCUUACGCGAGUGAGAUUACUACCAAGAAACGAGAAAUAAACAAUGCUGAAACGAAUGCUAGUUGUAACAGCAAUAGUGUGGAUAAAAUUAAUUCUAACAAUAACAUUGAUAUAGAUAGUAGUAGUUCUAACGUUACUAAAUCUCUCCCAGACUGUGGAGACAUUUCAGAAACGACUAAAAAUAUUGAAAAAGAUGGUUGUGUUAAUCAAGUAAGUAGCAAUAUGCCUGAGCCCAUGGAUAUCCAGGAGAUAGAUAAUACUACUCCUAAUGCUGUUGUGGAAUCAGAUAAUGUUAAGGAUAUUCAUUCAAAUUCCACUUGUAGUCUUCAAGAAUCACCAGUAAUUCAGAAACCGGAUACUGAUUUGGUAGGUUUAAGUCUUGGAUCGUGUACCUCGUCUAAUAAUGCCAUAAGUCUUCAAGAAUCUGGUAGUACGGAUUCUACAAUGUCAAAUGACACUGCAUCCUAA